Hermetia illucens (black soldier fly) is the source of this 672-nucleotide messenger RNA. Its product is annotated as serum response factor homolog A-like. The coding region runs from base 1 to 672 and encodes 223 amino acids. NCBI's taxonomy places the organism in Eukaryota, Metazoa, Arthropoda, Insecta, Diptera, Stratiomyidae. The transcript has 2 exons. The record is from RefSeq and is a predicted model, not a curated record.
AUGUCCGCCAAGAGGAGUAAGGUAAUACCCCCAGGAGAAAUGUCCUCCGAGGAGGAGGGGAGCACGGGCCCCGAAGACAACGGGGGAACUUUGGGUCUGCAAAAGGAAAUUGCAGACCUGAAGAGCGAGAAGGCAGCAAUGGAACAACAACUAGAGUGCCAGCAAUUGCUCAUCAAGCAAUUGCAAGUGCAAUUGGCAUCGUUGGAAGAGAAGGUCCGCGCUGGGACGGCAUCAGCGCAGCUUAAACCACGACAACAACUGGAGCAACGACAACAUCAACUACCGUCACAACAACAACACCAGCAACCGUCACAACAACAACACCAGCAACCGUCACAACAACAACACCAGCAACCGUCACAACAACAGCAAAACGAGCAACAUCAAGAAGCCAUUGAGAUGGACAUCGUGGGAUCCCCUGCAUCCUACCCUGAGGUCAUCAUCGACGAAGGAGACCCCUUCAACUUCGUCCGGAGACGCAACAAGGCGACGAAAAAUAAGCGCCGUAAACCCACCAACAAUAUCCAGCGUAUUAACGACGUUUCCGAGGAUGACGUAGGGCCGGAGUUACCCAUGCAAUCCGAUAACAAUGACUUCGAAAAACAGCACCAAAUGCCUACGGAGGCCAGCGCGUUCGAUGAAAUGCGAGCUAAGUACGAUGAUGUGCUUUGA